AGCAUUGAUUAUCUACAACUUGCUCCUGGGCAAGCAAUUCAUGUAUCCAGUGCCAAUGAAGAAUAAAUCGAUCAGGAGAUUAUCAUGGAUAAAGAAAGCGAUGAUGAUGCUCAUUCGUCUUCAAAAAAUGGUGAUGAGGAAAAUUCCCCGGAACCGAAUGAAGGUAACAAUGCUUCUAAUGGUGACACCAGUAAUAUCGAUCCCUCGAAUGGUCUAGAGACCACUAAAGCGCCAAAUGAUGAAGUUGAGGGUAAUGGAGCCAAUAAUGAUGAUUCGAACAAUAUGGUGAAUCAAAAUAACGAUGUUACCAACUCCGUGCCUCAGGGUCAUGAGUAUGUGCCACUGAAGUUGUCGAGGAGAACGAAGCGCAAGUCGACAUUACUUCAGAGAUAGAAGAAACCAGGCCAGUAAUAGAAGAAACUAUAAUAGAAGAAACUGCUCCUGCGCCACCGAGAAAAGAAAUCACUCCAGAAAUAGAAGAAGUUGCUCCAGAGGCAGAAGAAGUUGCUCCAGAGGCAGAAGAAGUCGCUCCAUUGAUUGAGAU
Messenger RNA from Papaver somniferum (opium poppy), 544 nucleotides. Its product is annotated as mediator of RNA polymerase II transcription subunit 2-like. NCBI's taxonomy places the organism in Eukaryota, Viridiplantae, Streptophyta, Magnoliopsida, Ranunculales, Papaveraceae. The record is from RefSeq and is a predicted model, not a curated record. The transcript is spliced from 3 exons. The coding region runs from base 85 to 393 and encodes 102 amino acids.